AUGGACCGGUCAGGCUUCUUAAUCAAGCUCUUCGGCUUACUGCUGUGUCUCCUGCCCAUUCUUCAAGCAUGUCCCCAAAAUUGUCACUGCCAUGGAGGAGACCUGCAGCAUGUCAUCUGUGAUAACGUUGGACUGAGAAAGAUCCCUAAGGUGGCUGAGCAGACAAGGCUCCUCAAUCUGCAAAGGAACAACUUCCCUGUCCUGCCACCCAAUGGCUUUAGGGAGAUGAAAAAUCUUGUUUCCCUCCAUCUUCAACAUUCCCACAUCAAGGAGAUCUCCAGUGGGGCCUUCCGGGGCCUGAAGCAACUGGUUUACCUCUAUUUGUCCAAUAAUGACAUCAGCAUCAUAAAGCCAGGAGCCUUUGAUGACCUGACAGAACUUACCUACCUCUACCUAGACCACAACAAGAUCUCUGACCUGCCCAAGGGGGUCCUCUCACCGUUGAUUAACCUUUUCAUCCUGCAGCUGGGUAGCAACAAGCUCCGAGAGUUGAGAGCAGGAGCCUUCCAUGGUGCUAAGGACCUUCGCUGGCUCUAUCUUUCAGAUAAUUCCAUCUCCUCCAUCCAGCCUGGGGCUCUGGAUGAUGUGGAAAACUUAGCUAUCUUCCACCUGGAUAAGAACCAACUAAGCACAUACCCACAGGCUGCAAUGAGUAAACUAAGGGUGGUGGAGGACCUGAAGCUCUCAUACAACCCUAUGAAGGUCAUCCCUGAUUUCGCCUUCCAAUCUUUUGGGCGAUAUAUGGAGACCCUCAGCCUGGAGAACAUGAGCCUUGAAAAGUUUUCAGAUAAAGCAUUUGCUGGUGUAACCACACUGAAGACUGUUCACAUUGAGAACAAUAAACUUCACAAUCUUCCUGGUAACUUCCCAUUCAGCGGUCUUGAGACACUCACCCUGUCUAAAAAUCCCUGGCAUUGUUCCUGUCAGCUAGCACCUCUGCGCAGGUGGCUGGAAUCCACUCGCUCACGCCCUGAUGCAGCUUGCGCAUCACCUUCUGCAGCUCGAGGACAGCAGAUCCGAGACGCUGCUGCACUCCGCAGCUGCAGGCUCCCCACAAAGAGGUCCAAGAAGGGAAGUCGCCAUUAAACAGGACCCAGGAAAAGCUAGUCCUGGUGACUGGCGGCUUUAACCAAUCAGAAAACUACUGACUUCUUCCAAGCCCUUCACCACAAGCAUCUCCUUCCUUCCCUCCAAGAAACAGAUCCAGUUACAUCCAUUUCCUGCCGAAUGCAGAUGAUAGGAUGGAAUCCACCAUUCAUUUGUUUUUCCUGAUAUUAUAUAUAUUAUAACUUAUGCAUGACAAUGCUAAGACAAGCUAAACUAGAUCCUGCUGGUAAACUACAGUCACCUGCCUAGACUUAAUUCAAGCCAGUCAGUUUAUCCUGAGGUUUAUGGAAACAACUAGCAAACAAAAAAAGUUUAUCCAUAUUCCCAGCCCUGCAAAUUGGUGGUUGGCAUUAGAAAUUCAAAAUUCUCUAGCACUCAAGUUUUUAAGCACCAACAUUUAAAUUCUGUACACAGAUUUGACCUUCAGGAAAUUAGGAUAUCUUAUCUAUCAGUUGGCAAAGGUUGCCAAGAUUUGACUGUUAGCAUGGGAGAACAAGGUAAUGCAGAUAUUAGGGGAACUUUUGGAAAGACUUGGGGUGGAGGGAAAAGAAGGAUCAGAGCACCAGAUCUUAAGCUGGUUUAAAAGCAGAGGGAACACCUUCUACAGUGAUGUGGAAUGUGGUUUCCCAAGAACAGGAAGUUGAAAAACCUCUGCCCUAUAACGUCACCAAGUAUGCAUGUAUAAAACAAGGAAGAGAGAGAGAUUACCUCUGACACCCUGGAAAAUCACCACCAUCUUAGUACCAUAAUGCACAGCAGGAAGCAGCAAGAUGACUGUGAUUUAUCAUAAUGGAUUUAAAGUACCACAAUUUCAUGUUAACUGCAUUUUUUAAUACUGAAAGUUUAUAUAAAUAUAUAUUUAUUCCUGUA
Gekko japonicus is the source of this 1977-nucleotide messenger RNA. It is a transcript of the gene CHAD, whose product is annotated as chondroadherin. The record is from RefSeq and is a predicted model, not a curated record. Gene Ontology annotation, molecular function: protein binding. The coding region runs from base 1 to 1086 and encodes 361 amino acids. Gene Ontology annotation, cellular component: extracellular matrix. The transcript has 4 exons. NCBI's taxonomy places the organism in Eukaryota, Metazoa, Chordata, Lepidosauria, Squamata, Gekkonidae.